This is a messenger RNA of Vavraia culicis subsp. floridensis, 897 nucleotides long. RefSeq lists its product as uncharacterized. Bases 1 to 897 code for a protein of 298 amino acids. The record is from RefSeq and is a predicted model, not a curated record. The transcript has a single exon. Lineage: Eukaryota; Fungi; Microsporidia; Pleistophoridae.
AUGCUUGCAAUUCUGAAAACCGUUUUAUUAAUUCUGGGAAUAUCGGUGUAUAUUCUGUGCAACACAUACAAAAUACACACCAAACCGGAUGUAAUGCCGUACAUACUUCCGCUAUGGUUCUUCAAUUUAAUACUCCUCAUCAUUUCAUACAUGUUCGCCAAGAAAAGGAAGUACUAUGAUUUUUAUAUUUAUCUGGUCUCUGUUAUGUUGGUUGCCCAGUCGUAUUACUCCUGGAUGAAUAUUAAAAAAUCAAAGGUGAUGGAAGCAAGUAUUGCAGAAACAAGCUCCGUUAUUUUCAUGUGCAUCCUAUCCAGAAUGUUUAUGAAUACGCGGAUUACAAAGCCUCGUGUGCUGGCAAUGAUCAUGACCUCAUUCGGCCUUCUUAUGCCAGUUCUGUUCAGCAAAGAGAAUACAAACAUCCGCUUCACGACUGUAGCGGGACACGUUUUUUGCCAUUUUAUAUUUUGUGUCAUUAACAUAAUACACGAGCUUAAAAUAAAGGCGAAAAUAACAUCCAUAUGGUCGUUUUUCUUCACCUCCAACUUUUUUUGCCUUAUCCUGACCUCACUCGUUCUUGUAUACGAGCUCGUGAGCAAAGGUAUAGAUUUUCGAGGUGUUCUCAGAGACGCAAAGGUUUAUAUAGUUGUAUCAUCAGAAUCGUUUAGCAUUAUUUUCACAUUCGCGCUGAUCUACACAUUUCUCCCUGUGGAAAGAACGUUUUUGAGGCUCCUGAUCAACAUAACAGCGGGGCUUUUUGAGAGCGCUGUUCUUGAUAAGAACCUUAAAAUAUGGGACGUAUUAUCGCUUGCCAUUGUUUCUCUAGGUGUACUAGUCUAUAACAUAGAAUACAUCCGAAAAAGAUUGAAGGAGUUUAAGAAAAGGCUGAAUGACAAUUAA